Messenger RNA from Zingiber officinale, 3364 nucleotides. RefSeq names its product ubiquitin carboxyl-terminal hydrolase 17-like. The record is from RefSeq and is a predicted model, not a curated record. Bases 235 to 2901 code for a protein of 888 amino acids. Gene Ontology annotation, cellular component: nucleus; cytosol. Gene Ontology annotation, molecular function: cysteine-type deubiquitinase activity; cysteine-type endopeptidase activity. NCBI's taxonomy places the organism in Eukaryota, Viridiplantae, Streptophyta, Magnoliopsida, Zingiberales, Zingiberaceae. Gene Ontology annotation, biological process: protein deubiquitination. The transcript has 11 exons.
CUUUGUACUUUCUCUCUCGUUCUCUUGUUUCCAUCUGCGCCGGCGGCGCCGGCGAAGGAUCUGGCGCUGCACUAGAAGCGUACAUGAGGAACGAGGUAGUGGGUUGAGCAUCUCCGCGGUGGAGGAGGCAGUUCUCUCAUUGCGGAGUGGCCGGCGCGGUGGACAUAUGUGGCGUCCGGCGGGGCGGGGUCGGUCUGAGAAAGGAGCUGACUUUCCGAUUUAGACGGUCAGAGAAUGCCUCCGGAAGAAGACCUAAGGCGUUCAUGGGCGCCGCUGUUCGUCUUCCUCGUCGCUCCCGUGUUCACCUUCGUGGUACGGUGGAGAUGGCGGCUGGCCACGGCGAGGCAGGAAGAGGUCCGUCGGUUGGCUUUCCUCGCUGCGCAGGAGUCUAUCCGGGAGGAGGCGGAGGCAAUGAAAGCCUACGUGUCGACUUCGGCUGCGGCUUUGUGUGUGGAAAAAGACACCUCGGUGCGGCCGCCGGAAUGCCUCGUGUGCUUCAAUCCUGCAAUGGCGAGGUGCGGACAAUGCAAGGCUGUCAGAUACUGUUCUGGAAAAUGUCAAAUUAUUCAUUGGAGAAGAGGCCACAAAGAUGAAUGUCGUUCUCCAAUUAUCAAUGGUAGCAAAUGUGGCCUGAUGAAGGUUAAUGAUUCGGAGAGAACGCAAUCCGAAGAGCCUGAUUUAUUGGAGAAGAGUUUAGCGCCUAAUGAAGGAUUAAGUGCCACAGCAGUUGAGAAUCCAAGGAGGUCUUCUGCACUCAAAUCGGCAUCCCCUAAUGCUUUCAGGGAAGCCAACAAGCCUGAAGAACUCGAUCCUAAGUUAGGAGAGACUUCAUCUUCUGAUAUUCUUACUACUAACCCCAAAACUGGACCUGAUGCUUACAAUGCAAAUCCUUCUGCCUCAUUGAUUCCUGAGCUUGCUAGAUCAAAUCCUUCCUUAAUGGAGAAGCCAUCUACGUUUGAAACAGAGGUGAAUCAUUCUAUGGCGAUUAGCCAAUCAAGUUUAAAAGUGACAAAUUCUCUUUAUGCUCUUCUCUCAAAGACAGAAUCCCAGACAGAGGAGGAGACUUCAAACUCAGGCAAUAGAAUUCCAAUAUCUGCUGCUAGAGCAAUAGCUGCUGAGAUAUACUUAAUGGAAUCUAAAACUUCUGGGACUUUUGCAUUUGCUUCUGAUCUGUUAUCAACUGCUGGCAAUGCUAUGAAUGUUGCAUCUCCUAGUUCCCCAAAAGUUUCUCCUGGAGAACCAGUUAGAUCAUCUAAUUCUUUUGCUGCUAUAGGAAAUGCAGUGUCAGUGUCGACAAAGUCCUCAGAACCAGCUGCCUCUAUUUUAUUAGAGGUUAAAUCUCAGACACAGCACAAUGAGGUUCCAGCCUCAAACAUAGAGACAUCAGAUCCUCCCACUAAUGGGGCAGCAAUCAAAGAACAGUCACUCAAGUCCAACACAUUGAGAUCCUUAGCAUCUUCUUCUAAAGAACUAUUAGAUAACAGUGGUGGUCAGACUACCACUUCCUGUGAAUCCUUAGCAAGAGGCAGUGCUGUUAGACGAUUAAUUAGAUCAGACGAUGCUUCUGGUGCUACCUCAAAUGGUCUGCCAACUGCUGCAAAGAUAGUUCUUAAACAGCCUAUGCCUUAUAAAACUACGAGGAAUUACCCUUCCGAAUUGAUGCUUUUCCCAUAUCAUCUUUUCAUCAAACUCUACAACCCUGGCAAGAUUCAGUUGCAUCCUUGUGGUCUUACCAACAAUGGCAACAGCUGUUAUGCUAAUGUUGUUCUCCAGUGUUUGGCAUUUACUCGGCCAUUGUCAACAUAUCUUCUCAAUGGUCUUCAUUCCAUGAAAUGUCCAAAGAAAGAGUGGUGCUUUACAUGUGAACUUGAGAGACUCGUGAUGCACACGAAGCAAAGUGAAUCACCUUUAUCCCCACUAGGGGUACUCUCCCAUUUACACAAGAUUGGAAGUAACUUUACUCAUGGGCAGCAACAAGAUGCCCAUGAAUUUUUGAGGUAUGCAGUUGAUGUUAUGCAAUCUGAAUGCUUAAAACAAGCCAGAGCAAAGCCAGAAGGCAUGUUAGCAGAGGAAACAACACUCGUACAACAAACUUUUGGUGGCUACUUGAUGUCUAAGAUAAGGUGCAAUAAGUGUAAGGUCAAAUCAAAACGUUGUGAAAGAAUGAUGGACUUGACUGUGGAGAUACAUGGAGACAUUGCUACCCUUGAUGAAGCACUUCAUCAUUUUACAUCUCCUGAAAUUUUAGACGGGGAGAACAAGUAUGAGUGCAACAGAUGUAAGUCAUAUGAGCAAGCAAGAAAGAGAUUGGUGAUAUUGGAGGCUCCCAACAUUUUAACCAUCGUAUUGAAGCGGUUUCAGUCUGGUAAAUUUGAGAAACUCAACAAGUCUGUUCAGUUUCCGGAGUAUCUCAAUUUAGCGCUUUAUAUGAGUGGAGAUGAUGCAUCCCCUGUUUAUCAGCUGUAUGCGGUGAUCGUCCAUAAAGAUGUUAGGAAUUCAAUCUUUUCCGGUCACUAUGUUUGUUAUGUGAAAGAUACACAGAGCAAAUGGUAUAAGAUUGAUGAUAGCAAGGUAAAACUUGUGGAACUCAAAAAGGUUUUGUCAAAAGGUCCAUACAUACUUCUUUAUGCCAGGUGCUUGCCGCGUGCUCCAAGGUCGGUAAGGAGAGCAAUGGCUAAUGACAUUGUACAAGCAAGGAAGACUAAGAGCAAGGAAGCCAAGGGAAAGCUUGGUGGUUACGAUAUGGAGGACUUACUCCAGCAGCAAGUAGAGAGGGAGAAUGACAAUUUUCCACCAUCAUAUUCAGUCGACAAAGGAUUUCAGCCUCCAACUGAUUCUUCUAACGAUGGUUCUUCUCUUUUCGACGAGAGUUCCUCCUGUAGCAUCGAGAGCAAAAGUUGACUCAACAACCACAGAAGAGAAUUCUGGAGAUCUAGACUUCAUCAAUCCGAAUAGCCCCCCAAGUGUUUCUAAAUUCAGUCAUUCAAAAUAGCAAUCAUGAACAGGACAAUGUUGGAUUGAUUGGAUGCUAGUUCUUCGGAAAGGGAGAUGGGUCAUGUGUCAUGAGCACGCUCAAUGUCACGGUGGCAUACCGGUAUUUUGAAGGGGGAUGAGCCUAUCCUGUCUGGCAUUGUGAAAGUGUAUAAAUGUAGAGAUGUAACCAGAAAUCUUAGGACUGUAGAGACCGACUGUAUUAACCUAAAUGAGGUCAAGUUUGGUGUAUUAUGGAAAAGAAGAUUAAGUAGGUAAAAGAACUGCCCAAGCAUUUUAUUGAUCUGUUUGGGUUGUAAGGAAAAACAAUUAUUAGGUUGUAUUAUGAGCAGUGAAAAGGAAAUGGAAAAGGAGCAAAAAUUUUAACUUGCAA